Molecule: messenger RNA, 2864 nt
Organism: Corylus avellana
Lineage: Eukaryota; Viridiplantae; Streptophyta; Magnoliopsida; Fagales; Betulaceae
Source: RefSeq, a predicted model, not a curated record
AUGGUUUUGGUAACAAAAUGGCAGGGGGCCUACUAUCCAACCCGCACUGCCCCAACUGAAGUUAUUGCUGUUUCUUAUGCCUUCAAUAAUCAAAUUUUUGAGAUGAGAAAUUGCAGCUGUGUAUUAGAGGGUGAUAUUAUCUGUUGGCUAAAUAAUGCAGGUGAAAGUGAAAGGCCUCAAGAAAGUUAUUUUUUAGAGAGAUUUGCAUGUGGUGGUGACUGUCUUUCUCGACCAGGACCUUCCUCUCAAGUGGCACCUAGAGCCUUUUAUCUCUUAAGCACGGCUUCUUCUAAAUCACAUUCUAGCUUGCUCAAGUAUGGUAACGAUGAAGAAUUUAAAUUUGCACUUUGGGGAUUGAAUGAGUUGAUUGGAAGCCAAAAGGUUAGUAAUGAAUUGAUUAAUGACGAAGGGGUUAUUCCAAUUCUGUUUAAUCGUUUAGGUUCAAGCAAGCCAUACAAUAGGUUGGCUAUAAUUCAAGUACUAAGAAGAAUGGCUUGGAAGAAUGCUGAGAACAAGGAGAAAAUGGUGGAUGCUGGGUACUUGUCAUUGCUGGUGAAGUCUUUGACAAGGGAUGUGGAAGAGAGGAGGGAAGCUGUGGGGCUGUUGCUAGAUCUCUCAGAUCUCAUAGCGGUUAGGCGGCGGAUGGGUAGAAUUCAAGGGUGUAUUGUUAUGUUCGUUGCGAUGCUAAAUGGGGAUGACCCUGUUGCUUCUCGAAAUGCAGGUAAGUUGUUAAAUACUCUUUCAAGCAAUACUCUGAAUGCACUUCAUAUGGCAGAAGCCGGUUACUUCAAGCCAAUAGUGCAGUACCUAAAGGAAGGUUCUGACAUGAGUAAGAUUCUCAUGGCAACUGCACUAUCAAGGAUGGAGCUCACAGAUCAGUUUAGAGCUGCCCUUGGAGAAGAUGGGGCAAUUGAACCCCUUGUGAAGAUGUUUAAUGCAGGGAAGCUGGAAUCUAAAUUAUCAGCUUUAAGUGCGUUGCAAAAUUUGUCCAUCGUGACAGAAAACAUUCAACGCUUGGUUAGUUCGGGCAUAGUGGUGCCUCUGCUUCAGCUCCUUUUUUCUGUGACUUCUGUGCUCAUGACUCUUCGGGAACCAGCAUCGGCUAUUCUUGCAAGGAUUGCUCAGUCAGAAUCUAUUCUUUUUAACCAAGAUGUAGCUCAGCAGAUGCUCUCACUUCUGAAUCUUUCCAGUCCAGUAAUUCAGUGUCAUCUCUUACAAGCACUCAACAACAUUGCCGCCCAUUCAAGUGCAGCCAAAGUUAGAAGAAAAAUGAAGGAAAAUGGUGCAAUUCAGCUUCUCGUGCCCCUUCUCAAGGAAAAUAACUCAAAAAUCAGGAGUGGUGCCUUGAAUUUGAUUUACACUCUCUCCAAAGAUUUACCAGAAGAGUUAACUGAACAGCUAGGAGAAACCAAUAUUAGUUGCAUUGUCAAUAUUGCCUCAUCAUCAACAUCUGAGGACGAAAAAGCUGCAGCAGUUGGCUUACUUAGCAAUCUCCCCAUUAGUGAUAGGAAAGCAACUGAUAUACUUAAGAGGGAAAAUUUGCUUCCAAUAUUGAUCUCCAUUACCAGUUCAAGCAUUGCAACUUCAACACCCACAACAUGCUGGUUAGUAGAGAGUGUUGCAGGUGUAUUGAUUAGAUUCACAAAUCCUUCUGAUAAGAAAUUACAGCUUCUCUCAGCAGAACAUGGGGUGAUUCCUUUGCUUUUGAAAUUGCUCUCGAGCGAGUCACCGGUUGCAAAGUGUAGAGCAGCAACCUCACUAACUCAGUUAUCACAGAAUACACUGUCACUUAGAAAGUCUAGAAAUUCGAGAAAGUCAAUGUGGUCGUGUGUUCCUCCUUCUGCAGAUGCAUAUUGUGAAGUUCAUGAUGGCUACUGCUAUGUUAACAGCACAUUUUGCUUGGUCAAGGCAGGUGCUAUUUCCCCACUGGUCCAAAUAUUGGAAGGUAAAGAUAGGCAAGCAGAUGAAGCUGUUCUCAGUGCCCUUUCAACUCUCUUGCAAGAUGAAAUUUGGGAGAAUGGAAGCAAUUGUGUUGCCAAAACGGCAGGCAUUCAAGCCAUAAUAAAAGUUUUAGAAUCAGGGAAUGUAAAGGCUCAGGAGAAAGCACUAUGGAUAUUAGAGAGGAUUUUAAGGGUCGACGAAUACAGAGUGCAGUAUGGGGAAUCUGCUCAGGUAGUGCUUAUUGAUGUAGCCCAGAAUGGUGAUCCCAGAUUAAAACCAACAGUUGCAAAAUUAUUGGCACAGCUGGAGCUCCUGCAGAUUCAGUCUAGUUACUUCUGAACAAUCCAUAGCUUGUAAGCUAGAUCUUGUUUGUGAUUUUGUUUCAUAUAAAUUUCUUUUAAUUACUCCUUUAUACAUAACAUUCAAUUCUUCACUGUACAUAUGGUGAAAAUAGGAGCAUGAUUGCAUGGCUUGGGUUGAUAGGAAAGGUGAGCAUUCCCUCUGCUUGUUAUUGGGAUUUUUCUUGUCUAUAUUGAUGUUAUUAAGAAAAUUCAUAUUUGCUGUAUGCAUUUUUCUAAAAAGAGAAGAAGAUUCUUCGUAUUUGUAUCUGCUUUUGUUAGUGAAAAUGUUAGAACAGCCAUAUUUAAAGGAUUAUUGAUUAAUUAUGUGUCUUUACCGGCCUUAGAAUUGUUAUUUUGCCACUAUCGUUGGAUUUGCAAGGGAGUAUGGUACUGUAAUUUCAGCAAUGUUGUCCUUUCCUAGUUCAAGAGAAAAACAAGUUCACUUGCGGUUCAAAUUGGAGUGGCUGAACUAUCUUAAAGGGAACUAAAAAAAAACAAGUUCACUUGCAGUUCAAAUUGGGGUGGCUGAACCACACCUUAAAGGGCGGAUUGAGAAUGACCAAACUGUUCUUUAGCUCCAAA